Molecule: messenger RNA, 2949 nt
Organism: Exophiala viscosa
Lineage: Eukaryota; Fungi; Ascomycota; Eurotiomycetes; Chaetothyriales; Herpotrichiellaceae
Product: Sec39 domain-containing protein
Exons: 2
Coding region: 97-2778 (893 amino acids)
Biological process (GO): retrograde vesicle-mediated transport, Golgi to endoplasmic reticulum
Source: RefSeq, a predicted model, not a curated record
GACAAAUGACGCUCCACGUAUCCUCAUCCUUUUCCCAAGUAUGUUUACCUUGACGCGUUCAUGUUCAAUAUGACAGCAUGAGGCCAAACCGACGAAAUGGCACCUUUGAGCACAUCAACGGACGCUCAUGUGGUUCUCUUCGCUGCCCAGCUGACUUCUGAAGGGGACUCGGAAGAGCUAGGGAAACUUGUCCGCAGCCGGCGCAAUGUCCUGCCCGACGACCUGCUAUAUCGACUUCUACUGUCCUUUUAUCCUGUCGAUACACCUGAACAAGCUGCACUUGUUAAGUUCCUCGACGGUCUUUCCGAAAAUCCUGAGGGAUCCGAAGACCUCCGUGACUUCAAGCUUGAUCCCUCGAUAUCCAACCUUUCGCGCAACGACGCAUUGCAGCGCUGUCGAACGCUAAGACUACAGCGACUUCCCCAGCACAUCGGUCGGAAAACCAGCAGCAGACUUGCAAAUUUCAUAAUCGAAUGGACCAAACGUCUAGAGUCUCUCGCUGGGACAGUCCAACCACUCGCAGAAUUCGUCGAACAUUUCGUCGCACAGGAUCCUGAGUUGCAGCACUGGUAUCAAACCUAUCUCGUUCCCGUCCUCCGACUGCAGUGUGACUUUUACCCGGAUGCGCAGGAUCUUAUUGGCGUGCAAGAGUUGGAGACUUUAUCGGUCGAACGAGGUAUUAAGACCAUACUGCGAUAUUCCGAAAGGACACAUAAUGCCAAGGACAUUGCUAGAGAUCUAGACAACGUCGUAGCGCCCUGGGUACAUGGCGCGACUGGAGCAAAGAGGAGAAAGGUCGAUUCAGCGCAAGACGCUUUGGAGGGGGGAAGGCCCUGGGAGAUCGUCAAUGACUGGCUCAUCACCGAGAGCGUCAGGAACUAUGAGCUUGCAGCAAAGGCAUUUGAUGAGUGGAAUGGUCCUGUCCAAGUACAAGAAUCCUCUGAUGAAGGUGAGCUGGUCGCUCGUUAUGCUCAAACGGGCCUUGCUCUCGUCUACAAUUGUCCACAGAGCACUCGCGAAUCUAUUGCAGUCUCUCAAAGGGUAAUCAGCAAAGCUUGCAACCUGACUGGACUUGAAGCGACAAAACUUUCUUCAUCCUACCCUGACAUCGAUUUACCCAACGAUUUCGAAGUCGAAGAAGCGGACCUAUUUCCCGGUUCGCUAUCUCAUAGUACAAAUCGAUUCACACAAGUCAACGACUCAUCGGUUCAAUUUCUGGUUGGUUUGUUGGGCACCUCUGCCAUUUUAUUGAGUAUAGGACUACCGUCAUCGAUCAGUGAGUUGGCCAGAGUAUGUGCCUUCGGUUCAGAACGGCGCCACAAGGAGGAGCUUGGUCGACUAUUGCAGCAAAUUCCUCGGCUGACUCGCAAGGAAAUCGAUUGGCGUUCUGUGCGCCGGCAGUUACUAUGGUUGAGAUCCUGGUCUGAUAGCCCGGACGCGAGCUCGACAAACCGUCGCGUUGCAUAUCUGGGUCAGCUUUCCGCCGACUACGCAGAAAGGCAGAUCGUCGAUGCCUUUCUUGCCGCUGGUCAAUACGACGCCGUCAAAGAGGUUUACAUUCAUCCCGAGUCUGCACCCUUACCUGUUGCCGAAGUCGAAAGCCGCAUAGUCGCUGCGAUAUACGAAGCAUACGACAACGCAACGAAUGGGAACAGAGAUCGUGGCGGUAUGAAGCGGGCAAGCGAGAUACUACGAGCCUUUAGACCUCAUUUCCCUCAAUCCACCGACCUCGCAGACAUUGACCAUCUAAUCAGAGCCACGCAUAGCCUUUCAUUCUAUCACUUGACCUUACAACAUGGAGUCCCCUUCAAGCCCGUUGCUAUACGAGUGCAGAAGGACCCUUUGACCUUGCUGGAGAAAGUGUUGGAGCAGGACACAAAGGCCUAUACCAAGCUGGAUGACCUUUUGGAAAUCGGCAGGAAUCUGGUUCGUGCCCAUCUUCCUAAUCGAGAUGCAUUAGCAAACGAUCUCGAUCCUCUUGAGCUACGAAUCUCCGAUGCCGACCACAGGAUAACAUAUCAAGCCAUCAUGGCUGCGCUUACGGCGAAUGAUUUCGAUACAGCCUACGCUUAUAUUACGACACGCCUACACACUACACCGAGCCAGAGCCUAUCUACUAAUUCUACUGACGACGUGUCCUGGCGUGCCGCGUAUGCUGCUGGCAGAUAUCGUCCAACUUCUUCGCCCAAGAACCUCAGUUCCCGCAUUGAUAGCUUAGCUCAACGGAUGGAGCUCCUUUCACGAGCCUUGAUGCUGGCACCAUCGGGGGAAGCACUAUCGGGAAUCCUUGCUACGUGGCGCCGAUAUGAAGAAGAGAUGGAGGGUUUGAAGACACAGGCGGUGGAAGAAGAGCGAUCUUUCGAUGCCAAAGCUGAUGCUGCACUGCCGGGAGCAUUUGGACUUGAAGACCGUGAUGCAGACAUGGCUGAAACCAGACGUGCAAUGGCGCGGCGGAAUUUCCCAGCCUCGCGUGCGGGUCCGUCUUACGAAGAGGAAGCACCAAUGGGUCUCUUUGACGUUGCAAGAGGAGCUGCCACAGCUCUACGGAAAACUGCGGCUAUCCCACUUGGCUCAGGAGGCCUGCGAGAUCUGAAGAUAACGGAAGCGGGUUCAGGAGCGGAAUGGGAUGCGACCUCUGCUGCUUCAGCUGAAGGUGGGCGGGUCCGAAAGAGAGAUGUGGUCGCCAACAUGGUCACCAGUGGCCUGGCCAGUGGCAUGGGAUGGGUUCUGGGUGCGCAGCCACGGGAUAGAGUUGAUCAAAGUCCUGAGUACGAAUAAUGAGCUGAUACUGCGCUGCUGAGAUGGAGUGGCACAGAGACGAUCAACUGAGCGCUAGAUGAGCGCAGCUGUAUCGGUCGUGGGAUUGUGCAUGAGAGCAUGACAUACCACCUGCCGCUAAUUUGGCGGUGUCUGGCGUGUUCUACAAUCACUCAAUGCCCUCAAUUUUCC